This is a messenger RNA of Helianthus annuus (common sunflower), 792 nucleotides long. Its product is annotated as LRR receptor-like serine/threonine-protein kinase RPK2. Gene Ontology annotation, molecular function: protein kinase activity; ATP binding. The record is from RefSeq and is a predicted model, not a curated record. Gene Ontology annotation, biological process: protein phosphorylation. Lineage: Eukaryota; Viridiplantae; Streptophyta; Magnoliopsida; Asterales; Asteraceae. The coding region runs from base 1 to 792 and encodes 263 amino acids. The transcript has 2 exons.
AUGGCUGGAUCAGAAGAAGUCAAUAGCCAUCCGGUAGGGAACCGUGAUGAUGCGAAAUUCCUAGUAACUGGUGCUGAGUUAAAAGCAAUUGUGAAUGAUGUGGUUGCAAAGGCCUUAGAGCGGCAGUACACUCCUUCUUCUUCCCACCCACCCCACCCCUUCUUCUUCCCCAAAUCACCACCACGAUCUCAGCUCCUCCCCCUAAUACCCACCACCACCACCAAAUCCCCAAAUUCUUCAUCAGGGGGCGAUUUUGUAAAAUACUCUGAUUCUUCAACCCUGGCCCCCAAAAGUAGGAACGGGAACUUUAAUUUGAUCAAGACUGCUUCGAUAGUAUCAGCUUCGGCCAUUUUUUUGGUUCUUCUAGCGCUGAUUGCUCUUUACUUCUGUACCCGAAGGCGGCCCAAGUCUGUGGCCAACGAGUUGACUCAAAAGGAAGUUACUCUUUUUAUCAAUAUCGGGCUCCGGUUGAAUUUUGAUAGCGUGAUACAGGCAACUGGUCACUUCAAUGCUAGCAAUUGUAUCGGAAGCGGUGGAUUUGGGGCAACGUAUAAAGCCGAGAUCUCCCCGGGGUUCCUGGUGGUGAAAAAACGAUUGGCGGUAGGACGGUUUCAAGGUGUACAACAAUUCGAAGCUGAGAUCAGAACGUUAGGGCGGCACCGCCGCCGGAAUCUUGUGACACUUAUCGGAUAUCACGCUAGUGAAACGGAAAUGUUCCUAAUCUAUAACUACCUACCCGGUGGAAACUUGGAAAGAUUCAUUCAAGAACGAUCGAUGAUAGCCGUUGAUUGA